Messenger RNA from Trichechus manatus latirostris (Florida manatee), 5070 nucleotides. RefSeq names its product phospholipid phosphatase related 4 (gene PLPPR4). NCBI's taxonomy places the organism in Eukaryota, Metazoa, Chordata, Mammalia, Sirenia, Trichechidae. Gene Ontology annotation, molecular function: phosphatidate phosphatase activity. Gene Ontology annotation, biological process: signal transduction; axonogenesis; phospholipid dephosphorylation. The transcript has 7 exons. Bases 187 to 2478 code for a protein of 763 amino acids. Gene Ontology annotation, cellular component: plasma membrane. The record is from RefSeq and is a predicted model, not a curated record.
GGCGGUGGAGAGCAGAGGGAGGGUGACGAGGAGAAGCCAUUGCAGCAACAGCUUGGAGGAGGAGCAGUACAUUUCUUCGCCUAGUAAAACUGGAGCAGGAGCAAGAAUCGAGGAGGAAGAGGACGUGCCAACUCAGGGAACCACUGGGUUGCUGCAAAGAGGGGAGGGGAGAGGCAGGGGCUCUGCAUGCAGCGCGCUGGCUCCAGCGGUGCCCGCGGGGAAUGUGACAUCAGCGGCGCUGGGUGCUUGCGGCUGGAGGAGGCAGCUCGCCUCGGCUGCGCGGUGCACACCUCGCCCAGGGGAGAACGCAGACCCCAGCAGGCGGCCGGGAUGUCGGCGAAGGAGAGGCCAAAGGGCAAAGUGAUCAAGGACAGCGUCACCCUCCUGCCAUGCUUUUAUUUCGUCGAGUUGCCUAUAUUGGCAUCGUCAGUGGUUAGCCUCUAUUUCCUUGAACUCACUGAUGUCUUCAAGCCUGUGCACUCUGGAUUCAGCUGCUAUGACCGAAGUCUUAGCAUGCCGUACAUUGAACCGACACAGGAGGCAAUCCCAUUCCUCAUGUUGCUUAGCUUGGCUUUUGCUGGACCAGCAAUUACGAUUAUGGUAGGGGAAGGAAUUCUCUACUGUUGCCUGUCCAAAAGAAGAAAUGGAGUUGGACUGGAGCCCAACAUUAAUGCCGGAGGCUGCAACUUCAACUCUUUUCUUAGAAGAGCCGUUAGAUUCGUUGGUGUUCAUGUAUUUGGACUGUGCUCUACAGCUCUCAUUACAGAUAUCAUACAACUGUCCACAGGGUAUCAGGCACCAUACUUUCUGACUGUGUGCAAGCCAAACUAUACCUCUCUGAAUGUAUCGUGCAAAGAAAAUUCCUACAUUGUGGAAGAUAUUUGCUCGGGAUCUGACCUUACAGUUAUCAACAGUGGAAGAAAGUCAUUUCCUUCGCAACACGCGACCCUUGCGGCGUUUGCAGCUGUGUAUGUUUCGAUGUACUUCAACUCCACAUUAACGGAUUCCUCUAAGCUUCUGAAACCCCUCUUGGUCUUUACAUUUAUCAUCUGUGGGAUCAUCUGUGGACUAACACGGAUAACCCAGUAUAAGAACCACCCAGUUGAUGUCUAUUGUGGCUUUUUAAUAGGAGGAGGAAUUGCCCUGUACUUGGGCCUGUAUGCUGUGGGGAACUUUCUGCCAAGUGAAGAGACUAUGUUUCAACACAGAGAAGCCCUCAGGUCUCUGACUGAUCUUAAUCAAGACCCAAACCGAGUUUUAUCUGCUAAAAAUGGUAGCAGCAGUGAUGGAAUUGCUCACACAGAAGGCAUCCUUAACCGAAACCAUCGAGAUGCUAGCUCGCUGACAAACCUCAAAAGGGCAAAUGCUGACGUAGAGAUCAUCACUCCGCGAAGCCCCAUGGGGAAGGAGAACAUGGUUACCUUCAGCAAUACCCUGCCUAGGGCCAACACCCCAUCGAUAGAAGACCCUGUUAGAAGAAAUGCAACUAUUCAUGCCUCUAUGGAUUCUGCUCGAUCAAAGCAGCUUCUCACCCAGUGGAAGAAUAAAAACGAAAGCCGGAAGUUGUCCCUGCAAGUAAUGGAGAAUGAGCCUGGACAUUCACCACCGAGAUCCAUAGAAAUGAGGUCAAGCUCAGAGCCAUCGAGGGUAGGGGUGAAUGGAGAUCACCAUGGUCCUGGCAAUCAGUACCUCAAGAUCCAGCCUGGCACCGUCCCCGGGUGUAACAACAGCAUGCCUGGAGGUCCGAGAGUGUCCAUUCAGUCCCGCCCCGGGUCCUCACAGUUGGUGCACAUCCCCGAGGAGACCCAGGAAAACUUAAGUACCUCCCCCAAAAGCAGCUCUGCUCGGGCCAAGUGGUUGAAAGCUGCUGAGAAGACUGUGGCCUGUAACAGAAGCAACAGCCAGCCCCGAAUCAUGCAAGUAAUAGCCAUGUCCAAGCAGCAGGGCGUUCUCCAGAGCAGCCCCAAGAACACCGAAGGCAGCACGGUCUCUUGCACUGGCUCCAUUCGCUACAAAACCUUGACAGACCACGAGCCCAGUGGGAUCGUGAGGGUUGAGGCUCACCCGGAGAACAACAGGCCCAUUAUCCAGAUCCCGUCCACGGAAGGUGAAGGCAGCGGCUCCUGGAAAUGGAAGGCCCCUGAGAAAGGCAGCCUUCGCCAGACUUAUGAGCUCAACGAUCUCAACAGGGACUCGGAAAGCUGUGAGUCCCUAAAAGACAGUUUUGGUUCUGGAGACCGCAAGAGAAGCAACAUUGAUAAUAAUGAGCACCAUCACCAUGGCAUCACCACCAUCCGCGUGACCCCAGUAGAGGGCAGUGAAGUUGGUUCAGAGACGUUGUCUGUUUCUUCUUCCCGUGACUCCACCCUGAGAAGAAAGGGAAAUAUCAUUUUAAUCCCUGAAAGAAGCAACAGCCCUGAGAACACAAGAAACAUCUUCUACAAAGGAACCUCCCCUACACGGGCUUAUAAGGAUUGAGUGAUGGCCAUCCAAUAAUUUGGUCAACCCCCCAAAGACCACCUGUUGAUUCUACCUGUGCUCUGCUCCAGCAUUUGGGAAGCCUUUUCACCAAACUAGAUUACCCACCAUGAGCCUGGAACUCUAGAACUUUUGAGAACUGCUACACUGAAGCUUGUAGAUUUCACAACAAGGGGGAGGGAAAGCACAAUGCAAGAACCUAACUAAUGUGAUUAUGUGAAGAGUUUUAAGACCUGUCUUCUUCAAACACAAAAGGUUUUGCAGAGGGCGGUAUCAAAAGAAAGUGGUUUCCUUCAAUGUAUACUAUUUUACUUCCUGAAUGUGCCAACUUUGGGGAUUUUUCUAAUUACCUGUGGGAAUCAAGAACACACGUGUUUUCCCUACAGCAGAGGCCAUGCAGUAUUAUAUAUUCAUUUUGGAGAAUCUGCACCUAAAGCUCAAUAUCGAGUGGUGCUGAUUAUUAUAGUACAUAUACAACGUAAACUCUUAUAUUCUAUUUAGCUGUGAAAUAGUGGCGUGCAAUUCCUUGUCAAAGAAAUGCUACUUUAUUAAGAAGAUGCCAGCUGCUUUGUGUUAGAAUAGCACACACAGCAUCUUCUCCAUAGUGACUGUCACAGUCAAAAAUUGAAAAAGUUUUGUGCAUUUCUUCAAAAGUAUACUUUCUUCAACAAGAAAAAUUGCAUAGGGAUAUUGUCAGUGAAAGGGAAUAACUAGUAUUUCUCUGCAUAGUUUUUCUGCUGCUUACUUUUUAUUUAAGUAUAGGUACUGCUAAUGAAGAAUGUUUUUUAGUGAGUAAAUUUGCAUAAAUUAAAAAAUAUAUUGUUUUAGAGAGUCUUAUAAAAUUGUUGUGAUCAUAUUUUGCAUUUUAUGGCUUCCUUAUUUAUGGAUUUUUAAAUUUUUUUGAUGUUAUAGAUAUGUUCUUCUAUUAUAAAAACAAAGAUAACAGAUGACAUUCCUUGAGCAAAAUAUACUGCUGUGAAUUUAUAAACAAAAAAAUUUAACCCAAAACUUGUCAUUUGGGGUUACAAUGUGAAUACUGUUGGUCAAGUCUACCCUUGGAUGGCACCGACUAGCUGGCUUAGGUUGCUAGUUUAACAAGUAAUCCAAAAAUUUCAUUUGGUUCCAGAUCGUUAAACUAUUUCUGGUAUCCUGAUAACCAGUAAAUUAGAGCCACCAUAGUUGGGUUUUACUCUCUUCCCUGAAAUAGUUUUGUUAGUUAGACAUCAACAAAAAGAAUCUGGAAAAAUGCAAAUUGGUAAGUAAAAGUAUCUCACAUUGUAAGUUAAGAAGGUAUUUCUUCAAAACAUCUAAAUAGGUACAGUUUUAGUGCUUAAAAUGCAAAACAACAACAGUUUUUGCUACCUAUCCUGAAUGAAGCCUUGAGCCUAAAUCAGACGAAAACAAUACUAUCAAUAAGAAGAGGAUAAAAAGAAAACACUUUGAAGUGUUCUCUAAUUUAAAAAUUUACAUGAUAUUUUAAGUAGUAUGAAGAACUAUUUAAUCCUUGAAAUUUGGUAUUACAUCUUUUCUACACCAUUUCUUAAGAAUUCUAAUAUACACUUGCUGAGGGGAUAAAAAGCAACAAUAGGGCUGGUUGAUCUGAUCUUAGUUCAGUUUUCAAUAAGAACAGGAGUUGUUUAGAGAGGAAUAGUAUUUUGUCAUUAUCAGCUUCUACAGGAAAAGGCAGAACUUUCAUAGAGAAACCUACCUUGCAAAGCAUGAGGGAUUGAGCUACAACCAGCAAAAUUGAAAACUCUGGCAAUAAAACAAACUCAACCGUAUCCCUUCUAGCAAUUUCCUUCUCAGAGAGGGGAGUGGGAGUAAAAUAAUGCCUUCCCCACUUCUCACCACCACCACCAUCACGAUACUCCUGCUGGCUUUGGCCAGUUUACAAAGAGGUAAAGGUGGCCUGGUUUUAGUACUCUGAAGAAAAAAAAAAAAAAAGCUGCAGCAUUUGAGGUGCCGUAUGAUGUUUCCUAAUCUUUCCUAUUUCUUAACAAAGGAUUUUAAAGCACUUCUCUAGUCACUGAAGUUUUUUUUUCUUUACAUAAAUAAUGAUAUAUUCUUUUUCUAUUCAAAGUGCCAAAGGCUACAGUUUUUAAUGACUUAACAAAUUGUACCACAUUGUUAAGGAAAAAUAACGAUAGUCACUAGAACUCAGACCUCUGCAUGUAUAUUUGAUAACACAUCUUUUGUAAAAAAAAGAAAAAAAAAUACAGAAAAAAAAUAUUUGUUUACAUUCCACUGGUACCUUAAUUUGAAAUAAAUCAGACUAACAGGUGGUAUCUCUUCUUAGUGUCUUAUUUAUUGUAUUUGCUAAUGGGAGCACCUCUUCCUUUGUUAGGCUGUGCUUUAUUGAUAAAAACAAAGUAUCGAAUAAAGAGAGUUAAUUAUCUUUUUAAAGUAAAUAAAAUGAUGAAUAUAUAUCUAAUAUAUAUAAAGUAUUGUGUUUAAUAAAAUGUUAUGCAAUGUUUCCAACUGAAAAAGUUUGUAAAGUGCUAUAAAUGUAUUUUGUUAAGUAGAGAUCAAAGCUAUUGUGUGAGUAUAUUGUGCUAACAUCGUAGAAAUAAAGAUUAGAUUUCUUCAUCAAAA